GAGGAGUCCGCGUCGGCGACGUGGAUCAGGAAGCGGAGGAGGAGGAGAAGAAGAAGAAGGAGGAGGAGGAGAGGAAAAAGGGGAGGAGGAGAGAGAGCUAUAUCGUGGCGUGGGAAUCAGAAGGGAGAGACCGCCUCGGCACCCCUCUUUUUCGGGGCUCCCUUUCAGGGGGUGAGUUUCGCAACCUCGGGCACGUAGCAGUCGUGGCCGAGGACGGUGGUAAUCGCCACUUUUCUUCCGUUCCGUCGUCGAUCCGCUCGUCGUGGAUCCCCGUGUCCGUCGUCCGACGCCUACGCGUAUCUCGAACUCGUGAUUCAUCUUCGUUCGGGAAUUUCGGUGCUCUCGAUAGGAACAAGUUUGGUUGAUAUGAAUGCUUGUCGCAAGGAAGAUCACGGUGAACGGGACGAUUUAACGAUUUAUCCUGUGUUUCAAUAAAGUGUGACGAUAGUUCUCUCUCCAUUUCUUUAUUCUCUUUUCUCUCCAAGAGAUAAGAGACUGGCGGACGAGGAAUUCUUGGCAAGAGGAAUUCUCGCGAUGAUUAUUAAGAUAGGAUGGUAGAAUUGACGUAUCCCGCGGUGGAAAGCGAAGAAGAAAGGGUCAAAGUGGACGAGGUGGGAGGCAGUACGGUGGUAGCCGAGGGUGUCGUAGGCGGCAUAAAGGGCCCAGGCGGCGGGUGCCGCGCAUCCUCGAUGACGAUGGCCGAGAGCGCCGUGGAGGACGCUGCAGCCGCGCCCCCGGGUCCGGCCAAGCCGCCACCGCCCUCCUGCACCAACAACAACACCCUCGCGGCGACGGCCAACCGGAACCAUCGCAACCUCCGCCGCCGGAAACGACUCGACCAGGUCCUCGACAUCCUCCAACACCGGAGCUCGCCCUCCGAGGGCGAGGUGUUGAGGUUCGAGGGUAGCGGCCCCGCGUCCGAGGAGGAGGAGGACGUGUUCGGCUCCCCGAGGUCGUCUUCCAGAUCGGCCGCCGACCCGCCGUCCGGCAUCAGCCUUCUACCCCUCAGGUUGAAGAGCGAGGAGCCCGCCACGCCUACCGGCGAGGACCAAGAGGACGGGUCGAGCGCCAACCAGUCGACCACCGCCACCACCGCCACCACCACCAUCACCACCACCAUCACCACCACCACCACCACCACCACCACCGUCACCACCAACAACAACAACAACAGCAGCAACAGCGGCAGCAGCAACAACAACAACGACGACGAGGAGGGCGACAACAACGGCGAAGGGACGCAGCAACAGCAGCAACCGCAGCAGCAGCAACAGAAUCAUCACUCGCACCACCACUCGUCGCACCACCACCGCCACCGGCACAGGCAUCACCACAGGAACAACGCCAACCACCUGGCUUACGACCACCUCCACCCCCCUCAUCAAAGAUCCUCGGCACCCAAAUACGCGGGCUGCACCUGCGUCCAGUGUUCCCAGUCCCCCACUCCCCCCAUGGUGCUCCCCUCGCCCACCUCCCCGCUCACCCCCCUCACGCCCCUCACCCCGUUAACCCCGCUCACCCUGCCCCCGUUAACGCCAGGAUCUCUCUCGUCGUACAGUUUCGAGCACUACAUGCACACCAAGUACCUGCCGGAUAUAUUCAGGGGACGGAGCCACUCGGACUCGGACCUGGUGCCGGGAUGGGAGCAGAAGCCGCCGCUCUCCACCGCCUCGUCCGUGUUCGUCAACCACCCGUUGAGGACCGGUUUCUUGGAGAGCGACACGACCAGCCCCCAGGAGUCCCCGCUCGACCUCUCGAUGAAGAACCUGAUGGCGUCGGCCGCGGCGGCAGCCGCGGCGGCCGCUGCGGCCGCCGCCGCAGCCGCCGCCGCCUCGGGCCGCCCGCCCGCCCUCCAGCUGCUCCCGCCCGGCAUCGUGUCGAGGGGCUCGGUGAGCGUGCCCGUGGUCAAGGGGGACGUGGCGUCGCCCACCACCAAGGAGAGCGUCGCCGUCAGAUACAACCUCGAGGUGUCGCCCGUCGUGGAGGAGAUGCCGCCGGGGGCGGACGUGGCGUACGUUUGCCCCGUGUGCGGGCAAAUGUUCAGCCUGCACGAUCGUUUGGCCAAGCACAUGGCGUCGAGGCAUCGCAGGCAGGGGCCCCAGGACGCGUCCGCCAAGGCCUACCUGUGCGACGUGUGCAAGAGGAGUUUCGCGAGGUCGGACAUGCUCACCAGACACAUGAGGCUGCACACGGGGGUAAAACCGUACACGUGCAAGGUAUGCGGCCAGGUAUUCAGCAGGUCGGACCAUCUGAGCACCCACCAGAGGACGCACACCGGCGAGAAGCCGUACAAGUGUCCCCAGUGCGCGUACGCGGCCUGCCGCCGGGACAUGAUCACCAGGCACUUGAGGACCCACGCAAGAUUUCCCGACGUUCAGACGCCUAAGAGCGAGCCCGGCCUCCUCCCAGGCGAGGACAGCCCCACGUUCGCUCGGGAGAUGGCCUCCCCCUCGGCAACGAUCAAAGCCGAAUGACGACGGCCAGGUGGAUGACCGCCCCGUUUCUCGCCGCUCCCCAGCGGAUUUCGAGGAGGAGGAGGAGGUGGAGGAGGAGGGAGAUCAACUUCGACGAACGGUUUCGGGAUCUGGGAGGUGGAGGAGGUUGGAAGGUCCCGAUGACGACCACGAAGACGAAAGAACGAGAGGAGGACAACGAUGGGAGGUGAAGAUCGAUCCGAUAAAAUUGGAAAUCGUUGGUAUUUUUUUUUUUUUUUUUUCGGUUUGGUAGAACGCCUCGUCGUCCUUCUCUUCGCGUCGAGCUCGAGAAACUUGGAUUUCGAGUCGAGUACAACGCUCGUUUAACAGUAUUACAGCGAUGAUACUUGUUCGUCUUCCCCGUUGCUUCUCUCGCGAGAUUCGUUCGGCGAAAUGUUCACCCGUCGCGUUUCCCCUUCGCGUCUCAACCGAGUUGAAAGGCUGUACGAUUCCACGGACUAAUUGUUUCCCCCUUCUCCCCUUUUUAAGUCCCAUAAAUAAUAUCGUUUUAAGAGUUCUUUUUUCGAGAAAAAAAAAACAAAAAAACAAAAAUAAAAAGCGUCACGAUAACUUUUGUACGUAAACGGUAAAAAUGUUUUUCCACAGAUGGAUCGAAUUUUGUUAAGGGGAGGGAAAAAAAAACAGAAGCAACGUUUCGACGAAAAGUUACGUUUAACGGUGAAAGAAAAGAAAAGAAAAAAAAAACAAUCGAUGCAUCAUCGAUCGGUAAUAAAGAUAAUUUUACGAAUUUCUUAUGAAACGAAAUUACUUAUGGAACACAUCUCGACAUAUCUCUUCUCUCGACAUCUCUCGUUUCACGCGAGUGUUAUUGAUUGUUGGAAUCUCUUUCGAUACCACCACUGCUCUCCCUCAAUCGAUACUCUUGCAAAUGAAACGGGAAUAAUUCGAAAGCAUUCCCGCCCUAUGAUUACGACGAUCGCGCCAAGGAUUGUUUAAAAUUAGCGUGAAUUUUCUCUCAUUGUGAUCGAGACAGAGAGAGAGAGAGAGAGAAAGAGAGAGAAAGGAAAAGAAACUUGUGCCAAAUUUUCACGAUCGUUAAACCGCGCUCGCGUAUAUCGGUUACGUAUAUCGGUCGAGUCGAGCGCGGGUCGAUGGGGAAGAUCGUUGGCGACGCUCUUUCUCUUCUUAGGGGAUCACUGGUUGUUUUGUUUUUUAAUUAACGUGGUUGUCUAUGGGGGGGGAAAAAAAAUGUUUCUAUGUUUAAAGGAAAAAGAAAAAGAUAAAAAAAAAAAAAAAAAAAAGAAACGAUAUUUAUUCGCGUCGAAGACGAUCUUCCUCGGGAUCCAUUCGUUGUUUUGCUCGACAACGAAAUUUGUCUCGUCGACAUUGAUCGACAUUGUUCAUUGACAUUGUGUUGAGAAAAAAAAGUAUAAUGCGAUCGAUAGAACUUUGUAGUUGUUAUAACGACUUUUUGAACAGGAGAGAGAAAGAGUGUGUUAUUUUAUUGCGCGUUGCGAAUAAAUCCUCCCGUUGUAAUUUAUCGAAAAAUCCGUUUGUUGCUCGCGAAGAUAGGAAAGCGGUAUCGAAGCGCGUUUCGCGACCGUGUCUCUCUCUCUCCCGAGGGAAUUUCAAAAUCUCGGGAAGGGAGACACGACGACGAGUUUGCUGCGCGUGAAGGGGAAUUGAAAAAGAUAAAUAAAAAAGAAAGAGAAUGAACAUAACCGUACCUGCAGAAUGAAAGAAACUUAAAGCAUAAUAAAAGCGUUUAGAUGUAACGUUAAUUAGUGGGUAACGUUUAAUAUUAUUAUUGCGUUUUAUUAUAAUUAUAAUUAUUAUUAUUAUUAAUUAUUAAUUAUUAUUAUUAUUAUUAUUAUUAUUAAUUAUUACUACUACUAUUACUAUUAUUAUUAUUAUUAUGAUUAUUAUGAAUAUUAAUAAUAUUAUUACCGAUAAUAAUAUCAUUAUUGUAAAAAAAUACUGUUUGGCGUGAGAAUGUUGCGAAACGCGUGCGCGAGAAAAGAUAGAAAAAUAUUUUUUUAUAUAUCGUCGAAAAGAGACUUGGCGAAAGGGUCCGAGAUUGGGAAGAGAGAGAGAGAGAGAGAGAAGCGAGCGCAGGACGCGAGUUGUCACACUUGGAAAUUAUUUCUCUUUUGUUUGUAUCGACGAAAAUUGUUACGAACGAUUAUAAUAAUCGAUCGGGGAGUUUUUCUCUUCCAAAUCGUCUCUCCAAUCGCUCUCUCCCGUAACGCGAUGAUGUGAAACACGCCCUCCCCCCCCUCGGGUGACCGAUCCGUUAACUGAUAAGCCAUUACUACGAAGCGCGGGCCGAUUUCGGGAAUAACUCACGGCGCGGACGAUCCACCUCACGAAAAGAAUACUCACGUUCUCGCGACCGAUUGGAUCGAGUUGAAGAAUCGAUCGCGGCGCCGUUCUCUCGACGGCAAUGCUUCGAAUUUAUAUAUACUUAAUUCGAACGAAAAUUGUUAUCCUUUUUUUUCUUUUUUAUCGAAGAAUCGAGUCGUUAACGUUAUUCUCGUUUCAAGUGAUACGAAGGAGAAGGGGAGUCUGUAAACGGCGGCGUCCACGACGUCCGUAUCGUCCACGAAGAGAGAGAGAGAGAGAGAGAGAGACUACACGGUGGUGUCAGCUACUUUAACCUUGCUCAACCUCGUUCGUUCGCCUUCUUCCUUGCCAUAACUCGGCACCGCUGUCCGGUGUGUCUUCUCCGUUCGUGGCCACGAUAAAACAGGUGGUGACGAAUAUCGCGAGUCACGCACGAUGCUCAUCCGUUAAUUAAUACAGGUGCGCGCGCACACGUUGUAUCGUUAUAUCGAUAUAUAUAUAUAUUAUAUAUACAUUCGCAUUCGAGAGAUAGCGGACUUGUACACCUACGUUGUAAUAAAACGCGUUGUUUCGGGGAAUGCGCGCAAAGGUGCGUUGAGUUUUGAGAAAGGAGCGCGCGCAGACAGGUAUGUAUAUAUCUGUAUUUUUGUAUACCGAGGUUUUUUUCUAAUUAGUCUUACCGUUUUAAGCGUUUCGAGGAAGAACGUUGUAAUUAGCCGUUAAGAGAAAAACUGUCGCUCUCUUGCUUGCCAUUUUAACACUUGCCUUUGUCGAUCGAGCGAUUACUCGGAAGGCGGCUUGCCGGAGCGGAGACAAGAGAAGGGUAUAUGAGAGGGAGAGACCUCGAGGCGGAAGGUCUUAUUCUUUGUUCCUGAAUCGAACGAAAUUGUUGAAUCGAAAAAAAUUUAUGAAAAUAUUUUCCCGAAUCGUGUGUGUGUGUUUUCUUUUUUUCGCGAGAAAUUGCAGUUUAUUUUCAUUUGACUUUUCUUUUCUUUUUUUUUUUUUUUCUUUCUUGGAACAUUCUUGUCGCCUUUUUUACUUUGAUCAUUGUAAUAUUUUUCUUCUUUUUCGUUUGAUGAGAGGGAGACGACGGAAAAUUUUCUUCUUCAAUCGCAAAGGAUAAAUUUUGAUUUAACAAUUUGAAUUAACGAACGAUUUUGAUUUCUAUCAGUUCUUUUAUUAUAUCGAGACGUCCGUCUCGAUAUCCAACCCUCGCGUGAUUCAGCCUUAAAAUUGAGAGAAUCUCUCGUGUCUCAACGAGUCCUUUUUUUCGCUUGAUGAGAUGGGAACGAAACGAAAUAGGAAAAAAAAAAAAAAAAAAAAAAGGGACGUAAUUGUAUAAUAAAAGAAGAAAGAAAAGAAUAAUGCACACGUUCUUUGUGUCUUCAGGCAAUUAAGCGAUCGCCGUGCCAGACAACCUGUUCUUGUAAUUAUUAACACUCAUUUAGCCAUUCGUACGAUUAUUUCUAUUAUUAUUAUUAUUAUUAUUAAUUAUUAUUAUUAUUAUUAUUAUUAUUAUUAUUAUUAUAUUAAUUAUUACGCCUAGUUACGUUGUUAAGUGAUUAAUCAUGUUUAAUGCUUCUAUUAUUUAUUUUGUUAUCCUAUUCGCAAGUCAAGCUUCCUAUUUUUCGUCCUAUUCUUCUUACAUUCUCCUUCUUCCCCCCUCCCCUCCCCUUGUUCCUCGUUUCAUGGAAAAAUUCCGCCCUGUCUCGUCGACCACGGGAUGAAAGAAGAAAGCUCCAAGAACUUGGAAAUUCGAAAAAUCGAUGUAAUCCGCAUUUAUUGUAAAAAGUUUCUCUUCGAGCAUUCUUCUUCGCCCUCCCCCUCCGCGUCAUUUUCCCCCUCCCCCGUGUAUCAUCGGGGUUUGGAAAGGGGGGAAAGAUGGAACGAGGGACGGCGAACGUUAUUGACACACGGCAUUAAUAUCCGCGGACGAUAAAUUCUCUUCUCGUUCCGUGACAUUCUGUUCACGUGUUUUUUUUUUUUUUUUUGUACAACGACGAACAAGUAAAGAUCCUAUAAAAAAAGAAGAAAAGAGAAAAAGAAACAAAAAAAAAUAUAUAUAUAUAUAUGUAUUUAUAUAUAUAUAUAUACAUAAAUGCUCACGAGGGUUUCUGUAAAUUAUUGAUGAUGACGAUUGUGUAUGUUAAUUUAUAAAUUAUGUUGUGUUUACCAAUCGUGCCAGAAUGGAAAAAAAAAAUAUAAUUUUUCAACGAAUCUAUCACGCGCAUUUUUCAUUUUUGAUCCUUCUCCCUACUCGUAGAUAUUCAUUCGUUCGUUCAUUCAUUCAUCUAUUUAUUUAUUUAUAUAUCUAUAUAUCUCUUUAUCUCGUCACGAUCAUUUUCACUUUUGAUUUUCUUUCCUUUCUCACGAUCGUUUCUUUUGUAUCCAUGGAUUUUAAGACUGUUGACUUCAAGAACGGUGCCGUGCCUUCGCCAGUGUAGCGUUUGAAGAAGAGCUUCGUCCAAUUAGAAUACAUAUCACCAAGAUAAACGCGCGAAAAGAAGGAAUAUUUUUUCACAAUCGGUGGCAAACGCACCAACCUUCCAAUCCCCUAUACUUUUCCCGCGCGAAAUACUUGCGUUCAAAAUAUUACAAUAUUCGCGCACAUGCGUCGUGCGGAUCGCCACGGAUUCCAUUUGCUUCGAGAAACGUUUGAGAAACGUUUCAUUUGUAUCAUUGUACGGGUUAAGUGAAAAAAGAAAAAAUUACGCUCCAAUUUACUCUCGAUACAAUCCCGCCAACAACGUGCCGAAUUCGAGGACAGUUGGAAUUAAUUUAGAAGAUGCGAGAAAAAGAAGAGAUCUCGUCGACUCGAUCGUCUUUUUUCACGGCCUUUUUCUUUUUUCUCCUCCGAGAGGAAAUGGGCUCGAACGGAUUUUGCGAUGUGCUCCUUCCUUUGUACCCUCGUUUCUACGAGCGAUGAUCCUUAAUAUCUGUACAUCGAACGAUAAAUCUCUGUAUGUUGCUGCACACUUACGAAAUAUGGAAAUAUAUAUAUACACGUUAAUUGUUUUCUA
This is a messenger RNA of Apis mellifera (honey bee), 7798 nucleotides long. It is a transcript of the gene klu, whose product is annotated as transcription factor btd. Lineage: Eukaryota; Metazoa; Arthropoda; Insecta; Hymenoptera; Apidae. Gene Ontology annotation, molecular function: RNA polymerase II cis-regulatory region sequence-specific DNA binding; DNA-binding transcription factor activity. The transcript has 2 exons. The coding region runs from base 552 to 2474 and encodes 640 amino acids. The record is from RefSeq and is a predicted model, not a curated record. Gene Ontology annotation, biological process: regulation of transcription by RNA polymerase II.